Hipposideros armiger (great roundleaf bat) is the source of this 461-nucleotide messenger RNA. RefSeq names its product insulin like 3 (gene INSL3). Gene Ontology annotation, biological process: adenylate cyclase-inhibiting G protein-coupled receptor signaling pathway. Lineage: Eukaryota; Metazoa; Chordata; Mammalia; Chiroptera; Hipposideridae. The transcript is spliced from 2 exons. Gene Ontology annotation, cellular component: extracellular region. Gene Ontology annotation, molecular function: G protein-coupled receptor binding; hormone activity. The record is from RefSeq and is a predicted model, not a curated record. Bases 1 to 399 code for a protein of 132 amino acids.
AUGGACCCCCGCCCGCUCCCCUGGGUACUGGUGUUGCUGGGCCCUGCCCUGGCAUUGGCGCUGAGCCGCGCACCCUCCCCGGAGGUGCCAGAGAAGCUGUGUGGCCAUCACUUCGUCCGCGCGCUGGUGCGCGUGUGCGGGGGCCCGCGCUGGUCCCUCGAGGCCGGGCGGGCGGUGACAGGCGGCGACCGUGAGCUGCUGCAAUGGCUGGAAGGACAACAUCUCUUCCAUGGGCUGGUGGCUGAUGGGGACCCCGUGCUGGUGCUUGGGCCACAGCCCCUGCCCCAGGCCUCUCGACAUCAUCACCACCACCGCCGGGCAGCUGCCACCAACCCUGCCCGUCACUGCUGCCUCAGUGGCUGCACUAGGCAAGAUCUGCUGACCCUCUGUCCCCACUGAGCUCUCCUGGGGCAUGGCUUCAGGGGAGUCACAGACCUAGAUCUGGUCUGGUGAGCUCUUGA